GGGAGUGAGAGAGGACCGGGAACCGGGGAUUUGACCUUUUCCACAUAAAAUCGGGUUUGUGAGGGCGCGCGGGGAGCCAUGGCGGUGUUCUCUGCUCUGUGGGUGCUCUUACUGUGCCAGCUUUUGACAUCAUCCUCAGCCCAGAGGCCGGGCCCCAGGGGAGCUGCUGGGCCACCAGGACCCCCAGGACCACCGGGAAGGGAUGGCACUGAUGGCAAACCUGGACCUUCUGGACUGCCAGGGAAAGCAGGUCCCAAAGGGAAAGCAGGAAUACCAGGAUCACCAGGAAAACCAGGCCUGCCAGGACUUCCAGGGGUGGAUGGUUUGACAGGUCCUGAUGGUCCUGCUGGGAAGGACGGACCCCCAGGGGAAGCAGGUGAAUCUGGACCUCCUGGGCCACCUGGACCUCCUGGCAGAGGGAGACCAGGAGCUGCAGGACUACCUGGAACCAACGGGUUGCCAGGCGGAGUUGGACCCCAGGGUCCAGUGGGUGCUGAGGGUCUUCCAGGACUUCCCGGACCUCCUGGCCCUGAUGGACCCCCAGGUCUUCCUGGUACUCUUCAUGAUCUUAACGGUGACCUUCUGUGUCCUGCAAUCUGUCCCCCUGGUCCCUCCGGUCCUCCUGGGAUGCCAGGAUUCAAGGGUCACACAGGACAUAAAGGAGACAAAGGAGAACCUGGAAAAGAUGGAGAGAAGGGUGAUGCUGGACCACCUGGCCCACCAGGUAUUCCUGGCACUGUGGGUCUGCAGGGCCCACGUGGUCUAAGAGGUUUACAGGGCCCGAUGGGAGCUGUAGGAGACAGAGGUCUGCCUGGUUUCAGAGGCAAACCUGGCAUCGCCGGCAUCAUUGGGAAGACAGGUGACGCUGGAGAAAAAGGACCACAGGGAUUCAGAGGACCCAAAGGAGAAAUUGGUAAAAUUGGUCCCAAAGGAGGUCCAGGUGGAGCAGGACCCAAAGGCGAGCCUGGUAUUCCUGGCAGAGACGGCAAAGAUGGUACACCAGGAUUAGAUGGCGAGAAGGGUGAUGCUGGACGCCAUGGAGUAGUUGGAGAGAAAGGACCAAACGGCCUUCCUGGUCUACAAGGAAAGGCUGGUGCAAAGGGAUCUAAAGGAGUAGUUGGUGAUGAAGGGAAGGCUGGGGAGACAGGACCUUCUGGAGAGCCAGGUAUUCCUGGUGAGAUUGGCGUCCCAGGAGAGAGGGGGAUAGCAGGACCCAGAGGAGUGGCUGGAGGUAUUGGACCAGCGGGCAACCCUGGGCCCCAGGGAGUGAAAGGCUACCAGGGGGUAAAAGGAGCCUUGGGGGAUCCAGGUCUUCCAGGUCCAACAGGAAUCCGUGGAGAGUUUGGUGAUAGGGGUCCAGUUGGAGCUUCUGGAGCUAAAGGAGACAUGGGUGUGGCAGGAAGUGACGGUUUACCUGGAGAGAACGGAGAACCUGGUCCCUUUGGGCCAGUUGGACAAAAAGGACAGCCCGGGAAACGGGGUGAACUGGGACCUAAGGGUGUGACAGGCCCACAAGGAGAGCUUGGUGCAAGAGGGCCUCCAGGAAAACAAGGGCCAAUGGGCUUCCAGGGGGAACAGGGUCUGCCUGGAAUUGCAGGAAAGAACGGUGUACCUGGUAAACUGGCAAGUGAGCAGCACAUCAGAGAGCUGUGUGGCUCAAUGAUUGAUGAUCAGAUUGCACAGCUGGCCGCUAACCUUCGAAGACCCCUGGCCCCUGGAAUGGUGGGCCGCCCGGGCCCUGCUGGGUCUCCAGGAAAGCCAGGAGUUGCUGGCUCUAUUGGGCAUCCAGGUUCCCGUGGACCACCAGGGUACAGAGGCCUGCCAGGAGAACUUGGAGACCCUGGUCCCAGAGGUGAUGUUGGUGAGUCAGGCGAUAAGGGACCCAUUGGCAAAGCCAUUGAUGGGCCAACUGGAGACCAAGGAUAUCAAGGUCUUCCAGGAGUACCUGGAAUUGUCAAAGAUGGGCGUGAUGGAUCUCCAGGAGAUCCAGGUGAGCCUGGAGAGCCAGGGAGGGUAGGUAGGACUGGGCACCAGGGACCUCCUGGAAUCUGUGAUACAUCAGCCUGCCAGGGAGCAUCAGUCGCUGGGAAAUCCUCCAACCCCAAAAACCAUUAAACAUGACUUCCUGCAACCUGACACCAUCCACCCCAAGGAGGAAGGGUGAAAAGUGAGGGAAGGAAGGAAUGAAAGAAGAGAGUGAUCACAAAAAUGUCCUCUUUAUUUAAAUACAUGUAUCACAAGAUGGGAAGAGUAACAUCAACAGAUGUGAUAUUUUGAGAGGAAUAGAGGAACAUCCAAGGAGUGAAUACCAGAGCAACUGAGAGACAAAAACAUCAAGGUGACAUCCAAAAAUAAAGUGGACAGAGGCACCGAAGAGUGCAAGAGAACAACUGCAUUGCUCUAAAUACUAUCACAUAACAAGACUUGACUUACAAACAGCUGGAAAAUGAAUGAUGAGUCCUUUGUGUAUAAAAAC
This is a messenger RNA of Seriola dumerili (greater amberjack), 2476 nucleotides long. RefSeq names its product collagen type IX alpha 3 chain (gene col9a3). The coding region runs from base 79 to 2115 and encodes 678 amino acids. The transcript is spliced from 32 exons. The record is from RefSeq and is a predicted model, not a curated record. Lineage: Eukaryota; Metazoa; Chordata; Actinopteri; Carangiformes; Carangidae.